This is a messenger RNA of Homalodisca vitripennis (glassy-winged sharpshooter), 1476 nucleotides long. RefSeq names its product putative helicase mov-10-B.1. Lineage: Eukaryota; Metazoa; Arthropoda; Insecta; Hemiptera; Cicadellidae. The coding region runs from base 1 to 1476 and encodes 491 amino acids. The record is from RefSeq and is a predicted model, not a curated record. Gene Ontology annotation, molecular function: helicase activity; ATP hydrolysis activity. The transcript is spliced from 10 exons.
AUGUUCCCACGAGUUCUAAAGGUCACCCCAAGCAUCGUCCCGCUCUACUUGGAGAAGGCUAUGUUUAAACUGGAGGUCACCAGGAAAAUCCUUUGUGAGGAUGUGCCAUGGCAGGACGUGAUCUCAGACCUGAACAGGACCGGCCAACCCUGGACUAAGACUCUGAGUAUGUUAAAUCAUACUCAGAGGUUCCAAUUGCUUUUGGAAUUCGAAAGAAGAGAGGCGGAGAAAAAAAUAUCAUUCAUCCAGCAAUCUCUUCGAAUUUCCAAAGGCAACAAGGACAAUGAACUCUUAGUCGAAGUGGCCGAGCACCCUCAGAAAUCUGAGAAACUCCUCCAUGGCAAACUGAGAGUUGUCUUCCAUAGCAAGCCACUGCAAGAGUACUUGGCUACCAUCAAAGAAGUAAAAAAAGAAGGGCUUGUAAUUUCCUUAGAUGAAACUUCUGAGUUUUUUGAAGAUGAUGUAGCAGAUGUAGAACUACUGCCAAAUUACUUCUACCUAAAAACGGUGUUCAAGGCGUGGAGAUUACUGGAGAAUUUCGGCAGUACAUAUCUCUUCCUAUUUUUCCCUGCUACGAUAUCAACAGGAUUCAAGAAAUACACAGUAAGACAAUGGCAGAACACCCAGCUCAAUGAAGAGCAGAAAACAGCUGUCGAGAAAUUUUUGGGAAUGCGUAAAGUUCACCAUUCUCCCUUCCUGCUGUUCGGGCCUCCAGGGACUGGAAAGACAACUACUUUGAUUGAGAUCAUUGUGCAGGUAUGGUAUAAAUCACAAAGAAGACAGCUGAUAUGUGGACCAUCAAAUGCAGCGUGUGAUUUUCUUAUGCAACGCCUCAUUGCUGCCCUGCCAGAUGCCAAGAUUUACAGAUUGUUUUCAAAAUCAGCCACAGCAGCUCAGCCACCUCCGGAAGUGGUUGAAAACAGCAACUACUACCAGACGAAGGAUUUGUUUGAGGACUAUCUUACACCUGAUGUCCUGGACUGUGACAUUGUAAUCUGCACCGUUCUUACAUCUAUGAAACUGGCAAGCAUCACCAGACUGCAGUUUGGUUAUUUGUACAUUGAUGAGAGUGGCCAGCUUAGUGAGCCUGACUUAGUUAUUGCUGUUUCGGUGUUACUAAGUGGGAACAGCAGAAUUGAUUCCAGCAGAAUACUUCUUGCGGGUGACCCUUUGCAACUGGGGCCAGUUAUUCACUCGCAAGUGGCCACGGACUUUGGCCUUGGUGUCAGUUUGCUGGAGAGACUGAUGCAGUCAAAGUCAAUUAGCGAGGAGUGUUUCGCCCACUUAGUCAAGUCAUACAGAUCACAUCCGGCCAUUCUGCAUGUUCCAAAUUUAUUAUUUUACAACAAUAUGCUCGAGGUGAUUGGAAAUAACACCCAAGGUGUAGGUUGGGAGUCACUUCCCAACAAAUCAUUUCCUGUCCUAUUCCAUGGUGUGGAGGGAGAUUGUAACCAAGAUGCAGAUACAUACAGGUGA